Messenger RNA from Erpetoichthys calabaricus (reedfish), 899 nucleotides. RefSeq lists its product as uncharacterized. The transcript has 5 exons. Gene Ontology annotation, molecular function: transmembrane signaling receptor activity. NCBI's taxonomy places the organism in Eukaryota, Metazoa, Chordata, Cladistia, Polypteriformes, Polypteridae. Gene Ontology annotation, biological process: cell surface receptor signaling pathway. The coding region runs from base 51 to 899 and encodes 282 amino acids. The record is from RefSeq and is a predicted model, not a curated record.
ACUUCCUGAAAAUCUAAAAUUACAAAUGAGAUGCUUGAAUCGAGCACAGAAUGCAGACCUGUGAAAUGUGCCUCAUCACUUGGUUCAUUGCAGCAAUUCCUUCAGCACAGUCUUCAGUAAAGCCAACUGCCACUUUAACACUGAGCAAUCACCUGCAAACAAUAUACAUUGGAGACAGAGUGGCACUGGUCUGCCACAUCAAGGGCAAUUUUUCAGGUUGGCUCUACCGCUGGUACAAAGGGAGUCUGUACGACUGGGGAAAUCAGAUUGAAAAUGUCACUGGAGACACUUACUUCAUCCCGACCCUGACCCAGUCUGACAGUGGACACUAUAGAUGUUACUCCCACAGAAAUUUCCAUCCUUCCAGCUCAGAAAUCAGCAAUGACGUCAUUCUGAGAGUUCAAGGGAGAAGAGCCAGACUUGAGGUAACCUCAGGAAAUAUAGAUGGCUUAGUAUCUGAAGGAGAUCAAGUCCAGCUUCUCUGCUGGGUUGAAGGAGAUCUUGUGGAGUGGAGAUAUGAGCUGCACAAAAGCAAAGCCAUAAACCCCUAUCUCACACAAAUGGAGCCCACCUUCAUCAUCAGCUCUGUAGUUCAUUCAGACAGUGGCGAGUACAGGUGUCGAGCCAGAAAAGAAGAGAUUUACUCAAAUUUUAGUGAUCCUGUUCAGUUAUACAUAUCUGCUCCCCAGCUUAGUGUUGCUUUGGUCAGUGUCGGAAUUGGUCUUUUCCUUCUUUUUGUUGUCCUACUGCUGUGUGUUUACCUAAGGGUUGAAGGUAAGUGGGACAGUACACGUUUAACUGAGGGGUGCCACAUGUACGGCCGUUUCCACACUACUACAUUUCCAUUUAAAAAUGCAGACAUUUGUCUUCAUUUCUGCCUUUUGCCAACACUAUCCUGA